This is a messenger RNA of Cladocopium goreaui, 6558 nucleotides long. NCBI's taxonomy places the organism in Eukaryota, Dinophyceae, Suessiales, Symbiodiniaceae. The record is from the annotation of a GenBank genome assembly.
AUGAAACAACCGCUCAAUCCGCUGAGCGGCCGCGUCACCGCAAAUGGAACUCCGGUCAGCCACGACGCCCUCACCGUCGCACAACACAUCCUCGACCAACAACAAAUGCAUCCCGAUGCCUCGGGCAAUUUCUCGUGGCUUCUCUGCGGGAUCACGCUGGCGACGAACAUGAUCGCCGCGCAGGUGCGUCGAGCCGGCCUGGCCGAUGUGCUUGGCACCACCGGCACCACGAAUGUGCAAGGCGAGAAGGUUCAGAAACUCGACACCUACGCCAACACCGCGCUGUUCGAGUGCUUGGGCAAUCGAGACAAUGUGGGGGUUUUGGCCUCCGAGGAGAACGAAGAGCCCAGCGUCGUGUUCAGCAAAGCCGACUCGGGCGAGUACGUCGUCAUCUUCGACCCCUUGGAUGGCUCGGGGAACAUCGACCUCAAUGUCAGCGUCGGUACGAUCUUCUCGAUCUUCCGCCGCGACAUGUCGAACCACGAAGACCCGGCCAGCGACGUUCUGCAACCUGGCGACAAGCAAAUCGCCGCCGGCUACGUGCUCUACGGCUCCUCAACCAUGCUCGUCUACACCACCGGUGAUGGGGUUUAUGGUUUCACGCUCGAUCCACUCAUCGGCGCGUACGUGCUAAGCCACCCCAACAUCAAGAUGCCGCAUCGGGGGAACAUGUACUCGGUGAACGAGGCCAAUGCCGACAGCUUCCCCGAGUAUGUCCGCCGGUUCCUGCACUGGCUCAAGUCGGGCGAAGACGGCACGCACUACUCGUCGCGGUACAUCGGAUCACUGGUGGCCGACUUCCACCGCACGCUGCUCAAGGGUGGGAUCUUCAUGUACCCCUCGACGGCCACCAAUCCCGAUGGCAAGUUGCGGCUCCUCUAUGAAGCCAACCCCAUCGCCUUCCUAGCCGAGCAAGCCGGCGGGAUGGCCAGCAACGGGUUCCAGCGGAUCAUGGAGAUUGAGCCCCACACCCUGCACCAACGCAUCCCCCUUGUCGUUGGCAGCCGCUACGAAGUCGAACGACUCCACACGUUCGCCGAAAAGCACGCCGCCGACGCACAAGCUCCGUUCUUCGCGGGGGUCGAUUUGGGGGGCACCAACGUCAAGAUCGGGGUCGUCGACGAUCAGGGGCGCACGCUCAGUUACCUCACCGAGCCCACUGAAGCCGAACAGGGGGCCGAGAACGGGGCCAAGCGGAUGAGCGACGCCCUCGGCAGAGCCAUCACCGCCGCAGGGCUGACCAGCAGCGAUGUGAAGCAAGUGGGGCUCGGCUCGCCCGGCACCAUGGACGUCCCGGCCGGGAUGCUCAUUCGCCCCCACAAUCUGCCUGGCUGGUUCGAUUUUCCGAUUCGAGACCGCCUCAGCCACCAUUGCGGGCUCCCGGUCACGUUCACCAACGACGCCAACGCCGCGGCCUACGGCGAGUUCUGGAUCGGGGCCGGAACCUCGAUGCACAGCAUGGUCAUGCUCACCCUCGGCACCGGAAUCGGCUGUGGGAUCAUCAUUGGCGACCUCAGCAUCGAAGGCGAAAACAGCCACGGGGCCGAAUGUGGGCACAUCAUCAUCGCCCCCGCCGAAGACGCCCGCAUGUGCGGCUGCGGCCAGCCAGGCCAUCUCGAGGCCUACUGUAGUGCCCCCCACGUCGUAGACCGCACCCAGCAAGCAUUGGCCUCCGGCCGCGAAUCGUCGCUAUCGGCCCGCAUUACCGCCGGAGAAGAGCUGACCCCGAAAAUGCUGGCCCAGGAGGCUUCAAACGGUGACGCCGUGUCGCGUGAGAUCGUGUUCGAAACGGCCCGCUAUCUGGGCAUCGGGGCGGUCACCCUGCUGCAUACCAUCGACCCCAGCGGCAUCGUCCUGGGGGGUGGGAUGACCUUCGGCCGCAACGAAACCCAGUUGGGACGCGAGUUUAUGGAGGAGUUUCGCAGAGAAGUCCACAAACGGGCCUUUCCUGUAAUCGCCGAACGGGUGAUGAUUGACUAUGCCUCACUCGGAAGCGACGCCGGAUACGUCGGCGCCGCUGGCAUCGCCCGGAUCGCGAACACAGAGUUGCCACCAUUCGACCGUAACCUAAUUCGCAACUUCUCGAUCAUCGCCCACAUCGACCACGGCAAAAGCACCCUGGCCGAUCGGCUGUUGGAGAGUACCGGUACGCUGCAAAAGCGGGAACUCCGCGAACAGAUCCUCGACGAUCUGCAGCUCGAGCGCGAUCGCGGCAUCACCAUCAAAGCCCGCGCCGUUUCGCUCCGCUAUCCAUACAAAGGCAAAGUCUACGAGCUGAAUCUCAUCGACACUCCCGGCCACGUCGACUUCCACUACGAAGUCUCCCGCAGCCUCGUCUGCUGUGAGGGGGCCAUCCUGCUGGUUGACGCAUUCCAAGGGGUCGAAGCGCAAACCGUAGCCAACGCCUACGCGGCCAUUGAGAAAGACCUGGAGAUCGUCCCGGUCAUCAACAAGGUCGAUCUCACUCACGCCCGCGUGGACGAAGUGUUGGUCGAGAUGGAGCAGAGCCUCGGCAUCGACCCAGAUGGGGUCUUACGCUGCAGCGCCAAGACCGGCAUUGGAAUUGAACCACUGCUUGAAGCCAUCGUCGAGCGGAUUCCACCCCCGGUGGGCGACCCCGAUGCCGACGCCCAAGCCAUGGUGUUCGAUUCGCACUACGACGAGUUCCGUGGCGCGAUCACUUAUGUGCGAAUGAUGAGUGGUACCGUCCGCAAGGGGCAGAAGAUUCGCUUUCUCAAAGCCGGCACCACGCACGAGAUCGUCGACCUGGGCCAGUUUGUGCCGACGCGCAAGUCGUGCGAUGAAUUGAAGGCCGGACAGGUCGGUUACCUCAUCUGCAACAUUAAGUCGCUCAGCGAUGUCCACAUCGGCGACACCGUGGCCUCGGCCGACAACCCCGACGUGAAAGCGCUUCCCGGAUAUCAGCAACCCAAGCGGAUGGUCUACUGCGGUCUUUAUCCGUCCGACGGAGAAGACUUCGAAGGGGUCCGCGACGCAUUGAACAAGCUCAGCAUCAACGAUCCCAGCUUCGAGUUCGAACCUGAAACGAGCGACGCCCUCGGCUUCGGUUUCCGUUGUGGCUUCCUGGGGCUGCUGCAUAUGGAAAUUGUUCAGCAACGCCUGGAGAGCGAAGCCGAUCUCGAUCUCGUGCAGACCGCGCCGAACGUUACCUAUCAAAUCCUCACCACCGAUGGCCAACUGUUGGAAAUCCACAACCCACAGAAAGUGCCUCCGGCGGAUAAGAUUGAGGAGUUCCGUCAGCCCAUCGUGCGGGUGAACUUCAUUCUGCCCGCCGAAUACAUCGGCCCGGUAAUGCAACUUUGCACCGAUCGACGGGGUACUUACAUACGCACCGAAUACCUUUCGCCGACGCGAACGAUCCUGACGUACGAUCUGCCGCUGGCCGAGGUGAUUUACGAUCUGUACGACAAGCUUAAGAGCUGCACGCGUGGUUAUGGUACGAUGGAUUACGAGCUGCAGGGCUACUAUCCGGCCGAUCUCGUGAAGCUCGAUAUCCUGGUUGGCGGUAAACGCGUCGAUGCGUUGAGUGUGAUUUGCCAUCGCGAAGACGCCGAUCACCGUGGACGUGCCGUGGUGAAGAAACUUCGUGGCGAGAUCGACCGGCACAUGUUCGAGAUUGCGUUGCAAGCCGCAAUCGGAAACCGUGUGAUCGCCCGCGAAACCAUUUCGGCCAUGCGAAAGAAUGUCACCGCUAAGUGUUACGGCGGCGAUAUUUCGCGUAAGCGAAAGCUGUGGGCGAAACAAAAAGAAGGCAAGAAACGGAUGAAGUCGAUCGGCAGCGUCGACAUUCCUCAGAAGGCCUUUCUCGCCGCGACCUGCGCCGACUGUGGCUACGAAUUUGCUGUGGGCACCGAUGCCCCGUUGCCCACGCAUGCCGUCUGCCCCAACUGCGGCUAUCCCGACAAUCCACUGGAUGUGCUGCCGACCAUCAGUGGCGACCGGCUACUGGUUGGCAAGAACUCCUUCUCCACACACCCGCCCAAGCGGUGGGACGUGAUCGUGUUUCAACACCCCCAGAUCUCACACAAAGCCUACAUAAAACGCGUGGCCGGAUUGCCCGGCGAAGCGGUGCAGAUCCACCGCGGCGAUCUGUACAUCGACGGCGAAAUCCAGCGCAAGACGCUUGACCAGCAGAGGGCCGUUUCGGUCAACGUCUUCGAUAACCGUUAUCGCCCCGGCGGCGAGUCCGAUCUUCCACCACGCUGGCAAGGCGACGGGCCCAACACGCAGUGGAAAGCCGACGGUGACGGCUUCGUGCAUCCAGACGAUUCAUCGCCCCCGAACGCAGACGAGAUUCAACCGCCCGUCGAUUGGCUGGUCUAUCGACAUUGGCGCCGUGUGCCGGGCCGACCCAAUCGGGUUGAAGAAGUGCCCAUCACCGACAACUGCGGCUACAACCAGCAUGUGUCCCGCGUGCUGAAUCAUGCCAGCGACCUGAUGCUACGUUGUCAUGCGAAGAACACGGGGCCUGGUUCACUGUGGUGGCGCAUCUCCGAUGGCCGCGACCAACUCAUGGUCCGUUUCGAUCCAUCCUCCGGCCGCGCCCGGCUCUGGCACAACGAACGGCUGGUCGACGAGGUGCAAUUCCCUCACCCGCUUGCACCCAGCGGAGCAUUGUUCGAGCUUUCGCAAUACGACCGGCAGUUUCUGAUGGCGAUCGACGGCGAGCUGGUUUUCGAGCCGUACGAGUACGAGGAAUCGACCAAGCCUUAUCAACCAACCUCCCGCCCGGUUGCGAUCGGCGCUUUGCAACUGGCAGUUGAGAUUACGGAAUUGCAAUUGUUACGCGACGUGUACUACACGCACCCCACAUUCGCCGCAAAGCCUUGGGCCAUCGGUAAGCCAUACAAAUUGGGCGACGAUGAGUACUUCGUUCUUGGUGAUAACAGCCCGUUGUCGGAAGAUAGCCGGGCUUGGAACGAUAGCCCCGCGGUGCCAGCCGAUCUGCUUGUGGGACCAUUCAUGAGUUUAGAGACCAGCGAAAUCGAGAAUAAGGCGCCGUCGCAUCACACGCCCCAAAAGCAAACGCAUCACGACGGCGGAGGGUGGCGGGAAACGGUCGAGUCGAUUGUGAUUGCCCUGAUCCUGGCCUUCUUGUUUCGCACCUUCGAAGCCGAAGCGUUCGUCAUCCCCACCGGAUCGAUGGCCACGACGCUGAUGGGCCGGCACAAAGAUGUUGAAUGCCCCGAGUGCGGCAUCGAGUUCAAAGUAAACGCCAGCGACGAAGUGGAUCAGUACGGGCGAGUGAUCGACCCCGCGAACCACUCGGCUAUCCGCGGCGGAGUUUGCCCGAACUGUAACUACAAAAUGUCUUUUGAAGAUACCGACGGCCACAUCACGGCCCCGUCGUACAAGGGCGACCGCAUCCUGGUUGGCAAACAAGCCUAUGCCACCGAAGAUCCGCAGCGGUGGGAUGUCGUGGUGUUCCGCUAUCCGCACGGGGCGGCUACCAACUACAUCAAACGGCUCAUUGGCCUGCCGAACGAGACAGUGCAAAUCGCCCAGGGCAACAUCUACGUCCGCGGCAAUGACAGCGAUCAAUUCACGAUCGCCCGCAAGCCGCCGGAGAAAGUCGCCGCGCUGCUGCGAGGGGUUCACAACAACGACUACAAAUCUUCGCGGUUGCAAAGCCUGGGCUGGCCCCCGCGGUGGAGUCCCUGGUCGCCCACUGGGGCACCGCCCAGCAAUGGUUGGGUAAGCGACGAAGGCCAUCGAAAGUUCAGUGUCGAAAGCCCCACCCAGGACACGGUCUGGCUGGCCUAUCACCAUUUGUUGCCACCAUCGGAGAUUUGGGCGGCCGCCGAGCAGAACAUUCCCUGGGAUAUCGGGGCCCCUCGGCCACAACUCAUCACCGAUCGCACCGCCUACAACUCGCCCAUUGGCGAGUACGAAGACUCGAGCGAUCAGAACGAAUCAAAAGGGCUGCACUGGGUUGGCGACCUGGCCAUCGAGUGCACCGUCGAUGUGCAGCAGGUGAAUCAAGGUGGAUCGCUCACCUUUGUGCUUAUCAAAGGUGGACGGCAGUUCCGCUGUGUAUUCAAUCUGAACAAGUCCUCUGUGCGGCUGCAGAUCGACGCCAUCGCCGACUUUCGUCCCACGGCCGAGGGGAUCGAACUCACCGGCGGACCGCGUCGCAUUCGCUUCGCCAAUGUCGACGAUCAACUUCUGCUGUGGAUUGACGAGACGCUAGUCUCUUUCGAUGCCCCGACGGCAUACCCCAGCUUCGAUCGCACUGUUCCCACGGCCGAAGAUCUCACCCCAUUGCGCAUUGGUGCGAGAGAGACGAAGCUGACCAUCGAACACCUGGAGCUGAAACGCGAUAUCUAUUACAUCGCUGAUCGCCAGAGUCGGUUAAGCGACUACAUCUACCUGCCGUUCUCGAUGGGCAGCGAAAGUGAGAUCGCCGAGUUCUUUUCCACCCCGGCACUGUGGCCAAAGGUGUUCGACGAACAGAUGCGAACGGUGGAGUUCACGCUCGAGCCCGAUCAGUUCUUCGUGCUGGGAGACAACAGCGCACGCAGCCAAGAUGGGCCCUGA